AUGUCCCAACUUUAUGGCGUGUAUGGCGCAGUCCGAGGAAGCCCAGCCGACGACGGCGAGGUCACCUGCAGCUGCGGGCAGCCACGCAAGCGGGUUAUUUUCAAUAGGCUUCUGGGAGGCGCCUUUGCAGGGGGGGCGCCGGCGGCGCUUGAAUGUUUUCAAGGAGACUCCCUGGGCGCUGCUUGGGAAGUGUGGAACACCACGGCGGAAGCUGCGGGGGACGAGGAGCAGCUCUUAGACUUGAUCUGCGAAGCCAACGAGCUGCAAGACGCCCUGCGGAACUUCGAGAGCUUCGAGGCUUUCUGGGAUCCUUCGUGGAGCUUUCGCUACAACGAGGUCUCGCUGAAGCCGGUGGCUGAGAGUUGCUGGAUGUUGCGUGAGCUGCUGCCACCCGACGCGUGCCGAGAUCUGUUUCGCGCAGUGGCCAGCCGCGGCUUUGGAGCGGACGCCGGCGACGCAAGCCGCUUCGGGCAGCGCUCCAUCCUUCCCGGGCGCGUGCUGCGAUCGGACGACGAGGCGCUGGCCCAGCUCCUUUGGCAGCGGGCGGCCACUGUGGCUUUGCCCCUGCUGCGCGCCAAGCCGGGCUGGCACGCUGCGGAGUUGGACAGCCGUAUCACCUACGAGGAGCUGCCUGGCGGGGAGGCAGCCUGGCGGGUGGACAACCAGGACUGCGAUGACCGCGACGAUUUCAAGCCUUUCUUCUCCCUGCUGCUCUGCGUCUGCACGGCCGAGCAUGACGGAGCAGGUGGUGUCUUCUUCCGCCCAGACGCGGAGACCGCGCCGGUGCCCCUGGUCCCUGGCGCUGGCGUGCUUUUCCCCAGGAGUCAAGCCUUCCGCUACCAGAUCCAUCAGUCAGACUCAGACUCAGGGACCCGGUCGGCGGCGGUGGCCCACAUGAAGGUGCUUUUUGGCCAAGAUGGCUGA
Molecule: messenger RNA, 924 nt
Organism: Symbiodinium natans
Lineage: Eukaryota; Dinophyceae; Suessiales; Symbiodiniaceae
Source: the annotation of a GenBank genome assembly